Molecule: messenger RNA, 1587 nt
Organism: Branchiostoma floridae (Florida lancelet)
Lineage: Eukaryota; Metazoa; Chordata; Leptocardii; Amphioxiformes; Branchiostomatidae
Product: serine-rich adhesin for platelets-like
Exons: 5
Coding region: 1-1452 (483 amino acids)
Source: RefSeq, a predicted model, not a curated record
AUGAUUCCGUGUGUCACCAUCAGCAUCCCUGACUCCAGUACCAAGUGUUUCUUUAUCAGCUACAGCAUCCCUGACGCCAGUACCAAGUGUGUCACCAUCAGCAUCCCUGACUUCAGUACCAAGUGUGUCACCAUCAGUAACCGCAUCCCUGACUCCAGCGCCAAGUGUGUCACCAUCAGUAACCGCAUCCCUGACUCCAGUCCCAAGUGUGUCACCAUCAGUAACCGCAUCCCUGACUCCAGUACCAAGUGUUUCAUCAUCGGUGACAGCAUCCGUGACUCCAGUCCCAAGUUUUUCCCCAUCAGUAACAGCAUCCUUGACUCCAGCGCCAAGUGUGUCACCAUCAGUAACCGCAUCCCUGACUCCAGUACCAAGUGUUUCACCAUCAGUAACUGCAUUUCUGACUCCAGUACCAAGUGUGUCACCAUCAGUAACAGCAUCCCUGACUCCAGCGCCAAGUGUGUCACCAUCACCAAGUCUGUCCCUGACUCUGUCGCCAAGUGUGUCACCAUCAGUAACAGCAUCCGUGACUCAAGCACCAACGCCAACUGUGUCACCAUCAGUAACAGCAUCCUUGACUUCAGUACCAAGUGUGUCACCUUCAGUAACCGCAUCCCUGACUCCAGCGCCAAGUGUGUCACCAUCAGCAACAGCAUCCUUGACUCCAAUACCAAGUGUGUCACCAUUAGUAACAGCAUCCCUGACUCCAAUCUCAAGUGUGUCACCAUCAGUAACAGCAUCACUGACUCCAGCGCCAAGUGUGUCACCAUCGUUGACAGCAUCACUGACUCCAGCACCAAGUGUGUCACCAUCAGUAACAGCAUCGUUGACUCCAGCGCCAAGUGUGUCACCAACAGUAACCGCAUCCCUGACUCCAGUCGUCCCAAGUGUGUCACCAUCAUUAACCGCAUCCCUGACUCCAGUCCAAAGUGUGUCCCCAUCAGUAACAGCAUCCCUGACUCCAGUACCAAGUGUGUCACCAUCAGUAACAGCAUCCUUGACUCCAGUACCAAGUGUGUCACCAUCAGUAACAGCAUCCUUGACUCCAGUACCAAGUGUGUCACCAUCAGUAACAGCAUCCUUGACUCCAGUACCAAGUGUGUCACCAUCAGUAACAGCAUCCGUAACUCCAGCACCAAGUGUGUCACCAUCGGUGACAGCAUCCGUGACUCCAGCGCCAAGUGUGUCACCAUCGGUAACAGCAUCGUUGACUCCAGUACCAAGUGUGUCACCAUCAGUAACAGCAUCGUUGACUCCAGCACCAAGUGUGUCACCAUCAGUAACAGCAUCGUUGACUCCAGCACCAAGUGUGUCACCUUCAGUAACAGCUUCCUUCACUCCAUCACGAACUCCAGCAGUGAGUGUUAUCAUGACUACGUCGCUGACGUCAUCUCCAACACCAAGUUCGUCAGUGCAGCCAAGCCCGUCUAUGGUGAGCACUGCGACUGUUAGUCCAUCUUCAGCUGUCCCAACAACGUUUCCCCCAUUUGUUCCAGACGCUGACGUAAACGUUGGCGAUGUCAUCCCGGUGAACGCAGCCCCGCCGGUGUUCUCUCCUGCCGGGGACGUGCCGACCUCCCUUGACGU